CGGCUAGGGCCAGCUACCAUGUCCUCCACCGUGAACAACGGGGCGCCUGGCACGCCGUCCCCGCCCGAUGCCGCCAACGGCUUCCCGCAGCCCGGAGCCUCGUCUGGGACCUGGCCGCGGCCGGAGGAGGAGCUGCGCGCCGCGGAGCCGGCCCUGGUGAAGCGCGCACACCGCGAGAUCCUGGACCAUGAGCGUAAGCGGCGAGUGGAGCUCAAGUGCAUGGAGCUGCAGGAGAUGAUGGAGGAGCAGGGGUACUCAGAGGAGGAGAUUCAGCAGAAGGUUGGGACCUUCCGGCAGAUGCUGAUGGAGAAGGAGGGAGUACUCACCAGGGAGGACCGGCCGGGGGCCCACAUCGUGGCGGAGACCCCACGGCAGAACGAGGGCGCCGAGCCGGGCCUGGAGUAUGCGCCCUUCGACGACGACGGCCCGGUGGACUGCGACUGCCCGGCCGCCUGCUACCGCGGGCACCGGGAGUACAGGACCAAGCACUGGUCCAGCAGCUCGGCGUCGCCCCCUCCCAAGAAGAAGAAGAAAAAGAAAGGCGGCCACCGGAGAAGCCGCAAAAAGAGGAGACUAGAGUCGGGGUGCAGCUGUGGGAGCGCCUCGCCCCUGCGAAAGAAGAAGAAGAGCAUGAAGAAGCACCGCCGAGACAGGUCCAACUCCGGGUCGCGGAGGAAGAGACGGCACAGAUCUCGAAGCCCCAAGAGCAAAAAAAAAGAGAAGAACAAAGAGCGGAAGAGGCCUCACACGGAGUCCCCAGGCCGGAGGUCCCACCGUCACAGCAGUGGCAGUUCCCACAGCCCCUCAUUGUCCUCCCACUGCAGUGACUCUGGAUCACCCAGCAGGCUGAGUCCCAAGCGUCGAGACGACGGGCGGAAGACGGGCAGCCAGCGGUCCAGCGGGAGCCGGUCGCCUUCCCUGUCUGGCGGCAGCGGAUGGGGGUCUCCCCAGCAGAACGGCGGCAGCAGGCAGCGGAGCGGAGCGCACGGGGGCCGCCCAGGCCCGGCGCACAGCCCGCCCGAUAAGCCCAGCUCGCCCUCGCCCAGGGCCCGCGACAAGGCAGCGGCUGCUGCACCCACACCGCCCACGCGGGACAAGGACAGCCCGAGUCCACGCUCGGCGCCCUCAUCGCAGGGCCGCGGAGGUCGCACGGUGGGCGGGGCAGCCAGGCGGCGGCGGCGACGGAGAAGGAGGCGGCGAUCACGGUCCUCGGCUUCCGCGCCCCGCCGCAGGGGUCGCAGGCGCCCCCGGCCCGCGCCGCCCCGGGACUCUUCGCGCUCACUAAGCCGCGCGCGCUCCAGCAGCGACUCGGGCGGCGAUGUCCCGGGCCCUGGGCCAGAACCGGACUCGGAGCGAGGCCACAGCGGACACGGGAAACGGGUCAAGGAACGGCCUCAGCGCGCGCGCCCCGCCAGCAACUCGCCGUCCCCGGGCCCUCACAGCAGGGGUCCGGAGGGUAAGAGUUCGUCGCGUAGUCCUGGUCCCCACCCCCGAUCCUGGAGUUCCAGCCGAUCGCCAUCUAAGUCUCGCUCGCGAUCCCCGGAAAAGAGGGCCCGCAGCCCCAGCCACUCGCCGUCGCCCAAGAAACCCCUCAGCCGAGACAAAGACAGCGAGGGCCGCGCGAGACACACCGAAACUGAAGCCGCCCGCGCCCGGCGCCGCUCCCGUAGCUACUCCCCCAUCCGCAAACGGCGCCGUGACUCACCCAGCUUCAUGGAGCCGCGGCGCAUCACCAGUGCCCGGAAACGGCCCAUCCCUUACUACCGGCCCAGCCCCUCCUCUUCCUCCAGCUGCCUAAGCAGUGACUACUCAAGCCGGAGCCCCAGCCCCAGCCCCAGCCCGGGGCACAGCCACGGAAGCUACAGCAGUCGCAGUCGGACCCGAAGCCACACACACAGCCCCUCCCGAAGCCCCAGUCCAAGCUACCACAGCCGAAGCAGCUCUGAAAGUGGGGGCUUCUGAGCCCAGCCAGACCUUGGGGCCACCUGGAAGAGGAAGAGGCCAAACCCUGGGACUGGGUUGGGGGGGCUGUACCCCCUACAAAGAGCUCUGGAGCCAGCAUGUAGGCAGAUGGGGCGGGGAAGACUUUGAAAGCACCCUGUCCACAAGAAGGAGCCUUGAUCGCACUGCUCCUGACAGGUGCCCACCCCUACCCCCAUCUCAUUCCUACCUUCAUGUCCAGGGAACAAAGAGCCGUUGCGAACACAGGGAGCACCCUGCCCCCACUUCCUGCUUGAUGCCCACUUACCAGACUGGGCACUGGCACAAGAGUCGACAGUCUGCUGUGACCCUUCACCUCCGCUCAGUGAGCCUGGGAACACCUCAGAAGGUCCCCACUCUGGGAACCUCCCCUCCCCACCUUUCCCUCAUUGGGCAGAUGAGGUGGAACAGCAAGCUACACUGGACACAGAUGGAUGGAAAUGUCCCAGCUAUGGGUGUGCCACUAGUCAGGCUAGGGAAUCGCUCCCUUCUGAGGUGGCUGCAGGAGACCUCGCUGAGGAGCCCCAAGCCCCUCCCUUGCCCUAGUCUGGGCUGCCCAAAGCCGUCUCUACAGCCCUCACGCCAUGCCCUGGGCUGAGGCAGUGGAAGCCAGGCCUGCAGCAUGACAAGAGGACAGGGGAACUGUUCCCCUAUGCAUCUGACCCUGAGAUCCAAGGGGUUCAGAACAGGAGGUGGCAGAGGACAUGGGACAAAACAGUGGAGUUGACAACCAAGCUGGUCAUGGAGAGCUGGGAGGGGUAGGAGGUGCUCAGUGGUCCUCAGCUCUGCUAGGAGAAUAGCAGCAAUGGGUCACAGGCUCAGGACCACAGGAUGGCACUCCGUGGGCUUCUGGGCCAUCUCGACAGUGCCUGCUCCCAGGCAUGAUGGGACGUGGUUGGCCCAGGCUCCCAGAGCAGGGGCGGUGCCGCCCUCCACCAGGGCUGGCCAUUUACCCCACCUCUUCUGUGGCUCCCAGCCCCGGCCUCCUGGGGCCCUCAGGGAUCUCACAAAGUCUUCCUUGCCCAAUGGGGCAGAUGCCCUGGGCCCUGGUGGGGGGAGGGGUCUGGUCCGCGUUCCCCUUCUAUUUCCCCUCCCCCUCUCUCCGCGGUGCGGAUUAAAAAUGGACUACAAUAAUAAACAGUCGGUGCCCGGAUGGCAGGUGGGGAGACCAGCCCUUUCUAUGAAUUUGAGCACUCGGGGAGGUUGGGAUAGGUAAGAUGUCCUGGGAUCCUUUACACUGUGGACUGAGAAGUGAUACUUAGCUGAUCAAGAAG
Messenger RNA from Octodon degus (degu), 3254 nucleotides. It is a transcript of the gene Srrm3, whose product is annotated as serine/arginine repetitive matrix 3. NCBI's taxonomy places the organism in Eukaryota, Metazoa, Chordata, Mammalia, Rodentia, Octodontidae. Gene Ontology annotation, molecular function: mRNA binding. Bases 19 to 1962 code for a protein of 647 amino acids. The record is from RefSeq and is a predicted model, not a curated record. The transcript has 14 exons.